UUUGUGGAAAUGAAUAACUAUAUUUCAUGGCUAUUGGUGAUGUUGCUGAGGAACAGCUUGGCUGAGACUGUUGAAGAGAGAUGGCUUCCAGGCUUCAGGCGUACUUCUUAUGAAGUAAUCAUUCCAAGGAAACUGCUUCCCAAGUCUGGACAUGAACCAGAGUAUGUAAGCUAUUUACUGCAGAUUGGAGGGAGUAGCCGAGUGGUGCAUCUCAGACAGAAGUGGGGUUUGGUCCCUAAACACUUCCCUGUGUUCACCUAUAAUGAAGAAGGGGAUCUCCAGGUGGACCAACCUUUCAUCAGGGAUGACUGUUUUUACCAUGGCUCUGUUCAGGAUAAACCAUCUUCUCUGGUCACCCUCAGCUUUUGCUCAGGAGGACUCAGAGGUAUAUUGCAAUUAGAAAAUAAGAUAUAUGAAAUUGAGCCAGUUGAAGCAUCUGCUAUCUUUCAGCAUGUUGUGUAUUCUCUGGAAGAAGAGGAAGGUGCUAUCUCCAUGAGAUGUGGGCUAACAGAAGAAGAGGAAUGGUAUCAAAAGGCUAUCAUACCAAAAACCGAAAACCUACAUGAUAGAAGUGCUUCUAACUGGUGGCCACAAACUAGAUAUGCAGAGAUUGCUUUUGUGAUAGAUUAUGAACGAUAUUUGAAAUUUAACAGAAAUAAAACGCUAACUGCUAUGAGUGUUAUAAAUAUUCUUCAUGUGGCAAAUUCAUUAUAUGAACCACUGUCUGUUAAAUUGUCGUUAGCUGGACUGGAAAUCUGGUCACAAAAGAAUCUCAUAAAGCUUACUAAGAACAUACAUAGGACUCUUAGAGCUUUCACGGAAUGGAGAAGACUAUCACUGCAAAAACGUCUAAGGAAUGAUGCUGCUCACUUAUUUGCAUACAAGUAUUUUACUGAGCUGGGAUUAGCAUACACAGGAGGAAUUUGUAGAAAUGACUAUGGAUCUGCUGUUGAACAAUAUAUAACCACAAGCUUGUUCACUAUAUCUUUGAUAUUUGUUCAUGAGUUAGGACAUAAUCUUGGAAUAAGCCAUGAUACAAAAUAUUGUACAUGUGAUACAGUUCAGUGUAUUAUGGCUCCAAUCCUUUCAAGCUAUGAUAAGUUCAGCAAUUGCAGCUAUAUGGAUUAUUCCAAGCAGAGAAAUGCAGAGUGUUUAUUAGUUCCACCAAAUCCAGAUAAAACAUACAACAUCAAAUAUUGUGGAAACAAGAUAGUGGAUGAUGGAGAGCAAUGUGAUUGUGGUUCAGCAGCUCAGUGCAGGUCAGAUCUGUGCUGCCAAUCUAAUUGUAUGUUGCGUCCUGGUGCCGCUUGUGCGUUUGGACUAUGUUGUGACCAGUGUCAGUAUCAAGAAGCUGGAACUGUUUGCAGAAAGAAGACUAGCAGUUGUGAUCUUCCUGAAUACUGCGAUGGGCUUUCCGAGAGGUGUCCUGAAGACGUUUAUGUGCAAGAUGGUGCCCCGUGCAGUGAUGGUGCAUACUGUUAUCAUGGGAAUUGCAAUACUCAUGAUAAACAGUGCAAAACCAUUUUUGGCAGCACAGCAACAGUUGCUUCUGAUGUUUGCUUCAGGGAAAUGAAUGGUAAAGGUGAUCGUUUUGGAAACUGCGGCCUUAAAUAUAAGAAUUAUAAGAAAUGUAAAGCUGAGAAUAUCCUAUGUGGCCGUAUCCAGUGUGAAAAUGUGGAAAACUUGCCUUCUUUGGAGGAACACAGUACCAUAGUUCAAACUUCCAUUGGCAAUAAACAAUGCUGGGGUACUGACUACCACUUUGGAAUGGAGAUCAUGGAUAUUGGUGCAGUGAAGGACAGCACUACUUGUGGUAAUGGCAUGAUGUGUAUCAAUCAGCAGUGUGUCAGUGUAGCCAGCUUAAUGUAUGAUUGUAAUGUCACAAAGUGCCAUAAUCGGGGAGUGUGCAACAGUCGUCAACAUUGCCACUGUAAUUAUGGCUGGAAACCUCCCAACUGUCAAAAUCAAGGCUAUGGGGGCAGCACAGACAGCGGACCACCUGCACAACUUUAUGAUGGUAGAAGUUUUGCAAAAACUAGAGUGGUAGGAGGAUUAAUAUAUGCCCUUUUUAUUGCUUCUGGACUGGGAUGA
Messenger RNA from Candoia aspera, 2091 nucleotides. RefSeq names its product disintegrin and metalloproteinase domain-containing protein 20-like. Gene Ontology annotation, biological process: male gonad development; proteolysis. The record is from RefSeq and is a predicted model, not a curated record. The coding region runs from base 10 to 2091 and encodes 693 amino acids. The transcript is spliced from 2 exons. Lineage: Eukaryota; Metazoa; Chordata; Lepidosauria; Squamata; Candoiidae. Gene Ontology annotation, cellular component: sperm head plasma membrane; external side of plasma membrane; plasma membrane. Gene Ontology annotation, molecular function: metalloendopeptidase activity.